Hyaloscypha bicolor E is the source of this 432-nucleotide messenger RNA. RefSeq lists its product as uncharacterized. Bases 1 to 432 code for a protein of 143 amino acids. The transcript has 2 exons. The record is from RefSeq and is a predicted model, not a curated record. NCBI's taxonomy places the organism in Eukaryota, Fungi, Ascomycota, Leotiomycetes, Helotiales, Hyaloscyphaceae.
AUGGCAACACCCACCUUCGCCAACCCAGGCAAGACAGUCAUCAAGCCCAUCAGUCUCGCCCACGACGAAAAGCACCACCGCAUCGCCAUCGCCGGCCUGCCUGGCAGUGUUCCCAAAGAUCCAAACGCAGCUGGCCUCUUCCACUUCGCAUUCAUAUUCAACUCGCUCACGGACCUUGCCCUUGCAUACCGUCAACGUCUCGCCCAUGGCUUAGAGCCAUAUUGGUGCGUUAACCAUGGUCCGACGACGAGUAUCUACUAUCACGAUCCGGAUGGAAAUGAUAUCGAGACCCAGGUUGACAAUUUCAAUACGAUUGAGGAGGCGAAUGAGUUUCUCAAGAGUCCGUUCUUUGCAGAGAAUCCGAUAGGGAGGAACUUUGAUCCAGAGGAGCUGAUUAGGAGGUUGGAGGCGGGUUAUCAAGACGAGGGUUGA